Pristis pectinata (smalltooth sawfish) is the source of this 982-nucleotide messenger RNA. RefSeq names its product homeobox protein Hox-D1-like. Lineage: Eukaryota; Metazoa; Chordata; Chondrichthyes; Rhinopristiformes; Pristidae. Gene Ontology annotation, cellular component: nucleus. Gene Ontology annotation, molecular function: DNA-binding transcription factor activity, RNA polymerase II-specific; RNA polymerase II cis-regulatory region sequence-specific DNA binding. The transcript is spliced from 2 exons. Bases 1 to 942 code for a protein of 313 amino acids. Gene Ontology annotation, biological process: regulation of transcription by RNA polymerase II. The record is from RefSeq and is a predicted model, not a curated record.
AUGAACUCUUAUUUAGAAUAUAUUCCCAGUGCAGAUAUUCUGACGUUUUCGCCAAAGUUCUGUCACAGUAAUUCUUCAUCUGUCUCGUUGAAGCAGUGCUCCGGAGAAGGUCGGUACAUAGCACUUGGACCGGAAGGUGAUCCAUCUCCCAGCCAUCAUCACCUUAAUCACCUUCAUCAGGCGGUACCAGCUAACCUCGAACUUUCCUAUAACUCCUCUUCAACUGCAGAUAUUAACCUCUUACCUCAGAGUAAUCACGGCUGUGACUUUGCUUAUGCUGCUAACCAGGAGUUGGAUGACACUGGGGGACUUAUCUCAUACACCACCUCUGUUUACUCAGGAGGCGCUUCUUUCCCGCUUGGUGCGCGCCGGCACGACUACAACGUCUUUGGUGAACAGGAGCAGGAACAAUACCAAAGCUAUGGCAAGGAGUUCCCAAACUUUUACUCCGGGCAAUAUCAGAGUCUAUCCCCUUCUCAGGGCGUUUACCAAAGGCCAGAGUCUCCCACAAUUGAAAAGAUCCUUACUGCAAAUACCUUCGAUUGGAUGAAGGUGAAGAGAAAUCCUCCCAAAACAGCUAAACCAACCGACCACGGAGUCGCCAGCCCUCCCAACACAGCACGUACAAAUUUCACCACCAAACAACUGACGGAACUGGAGAAGGAAUUUCAUUUCAGUAAAUACUUAACACGAGCCAGGCGUGUGGAAAUAGCUAACGCCCUGCAACUCAGUGAAACCCAGGUGAAGAUUUGGUUUCAGAACAGAAGAAUGAAGCAAAAGAAGAGAGAGAGAGAAGGCCUCCUCGUCAGUCUAACCUGUUUAGGCGGUAGUCAGGACUCACCGUUCACAGAAACUUCUGAGAAAUCCGACCCUACCUCGCCAUUGCCUUCGCCACCAACAAAGAGCACGUCAGAAACUCCGAACCUUGCUGAAUUGAAUUAACUGUUCUGAAAAAUAAUCAAGACUUAGUUCUCAAACCGCA